This is a messenger RNA of Caenorhabditis briggsae, 1902 nucleotides long. The record is from RefSeq and is a predicted model, not a curated record. The coding region runs from base 1 to 1902 and encodes 633 amino acids. NCBI's taxonomy places the organism in Eukaryota, Metazoa, Nematoda, Chromadorea, Rhabditida, Rhabditidae. The transcript has 11 exons.
AUGUGUGAGGUACUUAUUCUAAUGCUCAACUCAUUCUAUCGAGUCUACUAUCAAUUAUUCGAUUUAUGUGAGCACACACUGAUUUCGGUGCUCAUUUUGUUGGUGGUUCUCAUUUGUUUCAUUCCGGCACUUUUCAAAACGGAAGAACAGCGUCCACUGUUUACCAUCUUCGUUCUCGUCUGCGGCGUGGUCGGCGGCCUCAUCGUCGUCAUCUCCGUUGUCUAUCUCUACAGAUAUUGUCUGAAACGAAGGAAUCCGGUUACCACAACGGUAAACCCGGACUUCAAGAGAGAACACAUUCGGAGCGUCGUCGUUGGUCUGAGCCGACCACUGCCCUUGCCGCAAGAGUUUCUAAAUUCAUCCACUCCGAAACACACUUCCACGACUACAUUAGGAUUCGAGGACGAACACGAUAUUGAUAACAGCAUAUCAGUGGUCCCGUUGAUUGUUACAAACGAUUCAAAUUAUGCAUUGAGGUUAUCCCAGAACACUUAUAAUACUCUUCUAUCUGUCUCUCCUGCUCCAACCAGAGCCCACUCAGCUGAACUUCAUCCCCCAGAAGUCUCCGACGAGGUUCGCCGAAGUUCCUUUGAAGUUCAACGUGGAACUGGUCGUCAACUUCCAAGUACCGAAGGAUUGGAGCAACACCACCAGUUCGAACAUGAUCGACAACGUCGUAUGAGCCACUUUGCACGCAGCAAUGCUGUACACUAUGCCGCCGCACCGCCGCCGCGGAAACAGGUCUCCUCUCCUCUUCCCGAAAUCCCUCGCCGAAUCUAUGAACGAGGUCAUGCCCACUCGAGAUCCUGGAACCCCGGAGCGCAACCGUCUCCACCUCCUCUCUUAGAUCCCAAUACAUAUCAUCAAUUCUAUGAACCAGUUAUCCACAGCACAGCACCAGAUGCUGUCAAUGAUCCAUACAUCCUCCAAGUCUCCAGUUCUCGUCGAUUAGAAGUUCCAAUCAUCCAGGAGCCUCUGCCCCCCACACCGCAUAACUCGGAGCGUCGUAGAAGUCACUUAGUUCCCAGACAAGCAAAAUCUUUCGAGACGAAUCCAGUGGAUCGUCGUCAUAUGUUGGAUCAUCGAUCGUAUACCCUUGCAUCUUCUCAAGCGGCGGCUGAAGCUCAAAGAGAAGAAGUUUCAGCUGCAUGUCAAUCAUUGUGGGCAGCGAAGGGACAUUUGGAGCAGUUGGAUGCUCUUGGUAUAUCCGAACCGUCUUCUGUGUCGACUUCAUUCGAAUCGAAUACUGAUAGUCAGGCAACAGCGGAUACUGUAGAGCGACAAGCCAGCCAAGUUGCCAAAGCAAAGAGAUCAGUCUUCAAUAAGGCGUGUCAUGUUGAUUCUGAGGUAUACGGUAGUUUACCGCAUAUCAAAAAGCGUUUAACGCUUGAAGAAACUCAAACUCGGAGCUAUGAUAGUCGCAAAAAUUCGGCCAGAGCAUGGUCCAAAGAAAGAAAAAAGAACAACUUAAACAUCCUCCUUCAACGUCAAUUCUUAUCGACGGCAGCCGUUUCUAGUAUGGAAUCAAACAAUUCAACUGACGACAGUGAUCAAAGAUUCUCGAAUAGUUUCGACAGUAUGAGAAGUGAAUUAGAGAGACGUCGAUUGUCACUUUUGAAUCAGACGGAUGCAAACUCAUCGGAUGAAGCGUGUAGUAGCUCGCAGAGAAUGAAUAAUCGAGAUUACAGCGUGGACGUUCGAAGUGACCAUUUGUUCCGCGAAUGGAGCAGAGUCGAUCCUGCGUACGAUCCACUAGAUCGACGUCUUCAACGAGGUCACACCGUUGACCAUUCUGCUAUGAACCAACACCGCCAAUUCCAACGACAAUUUUCACUCACCACGUCUCCAAUCGCUCAAACACCGCCACGCCGUCAACAGACAAUGGUCUCGUAUCGAAAUUGA